Molecule: messenger RNA, 2478 nt
Organism: Aspergillus nidulans FGSC A4
Lineage: Eukaryota; Fungi; Ascomycota; Eurotiomycetes; Eurotiales; Aspergillaceae
Product: polysaccharide lyase family 26 protein
Exons: 2
Coding region: 1-2478 (825 amino acids)
Source: RefSeq, a predicted model, not a curated record
AUGAGGUCCACCGCCAAUUCUCUCCGCCUCCCAGCUCUUGGGGCCCUUGGCCUCAUCCUCACCACUCUCACACCACCUGCUCUCUCCCUCCCCGGUUCAGGUUCGACCACCAACAGCGCCUCUGAUGCAAUCCCUAUCCACUGGCUGGGCGAUACCCCAGACUACGUCGCCGGUACUACAUUCGGUCUCCCCUGGCCGCGCGGGAAAUACACCUUCAAUAACACUGUGUUCUCCAUCUCUGGCGGAGCAGACGAGAUCCCUCUCCAGUCCUGGGUUAAUGGGUAUUGGGCAGAUGGAUCGAUUAAGUGGACGGGCCAUGCCGUCCCUGCGCUGGGAAGUGUUGAGGAGGGGUAUACCGUGAAUGUGCGAAAGGGAAGAGCAGGCGGCUCCAAGGCCAACACUAGCGAGAGCAUCGAGGUCACGAGUCGCGGCAGCGAAGUGUCCGUCAACACCGGCAAGAUUACUGUGACGUUUCCGAAGACAGGGAGCAACCUUAUCGGCUCAAUAACGACGUCGUCUGGACAGACUGUCGGCGAAAAUGGAAAGCUCGUUCUGCACACGCAGUCUGGUGUUGCGGAGGAUAUCGCCUCGCGCGCGAAUACGACGAUCGAUUACUUCAAUUUCGAGAGCAAGAUUUCCAAUGUCACUGUUAGCAAGGAGAAUAGCGUUCGCACUUUGGUUACGGUGCGCGGCACGCAUGCGGCGACUUCUGGAGACCAUGAUGCGUGGCUGUCCUUCGUUGUGCGAUUCUACCUGUACGCCGGUUCCGAUGCAAUUCGCAUCGUGCACAGUAUCAUCUUUGAUGGCGAUGCCGAGUCUGAUUUUAUCUCUGGUCUGGGAAUCCAAUUCCAGGUUCCGCUGGCUGGAGAAGAAUUGUACGAUCGCCAUGUGCGCAUCCCCGGCGUCGACGGCGGGUUCCUCCACGAGGCCGUGCAAGGAAUCACAGGCUUGCGUCGGGACCCAGGCGAAGAAGUCCGCAAUGCGCAGUUUAACGGGACCAAACUGCCCGACGAGAGUACCUGGGACACUCGCGUGACAAGCCGACUGCAAUGGAUCCCAGCCUGGAACGACUACAAGCUCUCGCAGCUCUCACCGGAUGGAUUCACGAUCCAGAAGCGCACAAAGCCCGGUCAAGGCUGGAUCCAUGUUCCUGGGGGCACGCGGUCCCAUGGGCUGACAUACCUUGGCGGCGCAACGAAGGGAGGAGUCGCCGUCGGCCUGCGCGAUUUCUGGAAACGGUAUCCGACCGGUGUUGAGAUCUCAAAUGCCGCAGGCGACGAGGGAAGCAUCACGAUUUGGCUGUACAGUCCUGAAGCUGCGCCGCUUGAUCUUCGCCCGUUCCAUGAUGGAAUGGGACAGGAUACAUACGAGAAACAGUUGGAUGCGCUGGAGAUCACGUACGAAGACUAUGAACCGGGCUUCAACACUCCAUACGGGAUCGCGCGAACAAGCGAAAUCUACCUCUAUGCGUUCGACUCGACACCCUCGAGUGACCACCUAUCCAUUCUGAGCACGCACACAAACGAGCCACCCGUCCUCGUCGCCGAACCGGCCUACAUCCGCGAGACGAAAGCCCUAGGCUCCUACUGGAACUUGCCCGACACAUCGAACGAUAAGGCCGCCACAAUCGAAGACCACCUCGAUUUUCUCAUUGAGUUCUACGAAGGCCAGGUCGAGGACCGUAGGUGGUACGGGUUCCUCGAUUACGGCGACUACAUGCACACGUACGAUGAGGACAGACACAUCUGGCGGUACGACGUUGGCGGCUACGCGUGGGAUAACUCCGAGCUCUCGCCGGACCUGUUCCUCUGGCAGCAGUUCCUGCGCACCGGACGCGCGGACGUCUAUCGUCUCGCUGAGGCACUGACCCGGCACACCGGCGAAGUCGACGUCUACCACAUUGGCGACUGGAAGGGUCUUGGGACGCGCCACGGCGUGCAGCACUACGCCGACAGCGCCAAACAGGUCCGCAUCACCCAGCCCCAGUAUAGAAAAUACUUCUUCUACUUGUCUGGUGGAGACGAGCGUGUCGGCGAGAUCCUAGAGGAAGCACUUGACACCGACAAGACAUACGAGGUCCUCGAUCCGAACCGCAAGGUCCGCACGGACGGUUGGACGCCCACGCCGGGACAGUCAGCCACCAUCUCCCUCGGUACCGACUGGGCUGGACUCGCUGGCGGCUGGCUCAUCGAGUGGGAGCCUUUAGAGCACACUGGCGCUGGCAAGAGGCACGACCCAAAUAACAAAGGCCUUGUCUCCGUCUCACACCUCAACGCCGUCUUCGGCCUACCCGAAGUAAUCUCCGAGCUUCUGGAGUAUUGGAACGAUGGCACCGAUGCACCGGCCGGUUUCAAGAAAGAUUGGCUGGAAUACUGCUACUACUAUGACGCUUCAGCGGGAGAGCACAAGGCUCGCUACUGCGAGUCCUUUGGAAGCCUAAACCUUAUUCAGGGACACUCACGACUUACAGCGUACUGA